AUGCCAGCAGUCACUCAAAGGCUAACAGAAAAAAAGAAUAUUUUACCUGAAGACAUUUUCAGUUAUAACAAUGAUCUUUUUUAUGAAUGUAUUAAACAAGCAUAUGGUAAUGAUAUUGCUGAAUUAUUCAGCUUUCAAGCUAUCAGGAAUGCAGGACUUCUUCUCGAUACAUCAUGUGAAGAUAUUCUAUUGGUUUUACAACAAGAAUCUGAUGACAUUGAUGCUUUAAAGAAAAUGUGUUGUUUCGAAGUUGCUGGUAAUAAGUAUCAAGUUAAACUAGGUGUCAAACUUACCAUUAACAAUUUAAUUCAAUCGUUAAAGUUAAAACAAGAACAAAAACAAAUUAAAAAAAGAAAGAGAUAUUCUAAUCAAGGUUUAGCUUCGAAUACGAAUAGCGUGACACCACUCAAUCAAGCACAAACACAAGAUACAUUAACUCCAUUAGAAUCAACAUUAUCUUCUUCAUUGACAACGAAUAUAUCGUUUAUUCAAUCAACAUCAACACCAAUGCAACGAAAAUUAGAUGAACUUGGUCAUACAGCUGAUAUUGAAGAGCGAAUAGAUCGACGAUGGGUUAUUCAUAAUGAUGCUGAACGUGCUUGUUUAGAACAAGGUAUUGAUUACUUUUUGGCAAUCAACAAAUCAUCAAUUAAUACAUAUACUUGUGUUUUAUCAUGUAAAUGCCAUGCUCGUUUUAAAUUACCAGUUAUGGCACCAGGAUUUCUCAGAAUGUCAUCAUUCUAUCGACAUUUAAAGGAAAAAUAG
Messenger RNA from Rotaria socialis, 765 nucleotides. The record is from the annotation of a GenBank genome assembly. Lineage: Eukaryota; Metazoa; Rotifera; Eurotatoria; Philodinida; Philodinidae.